Messenger RNA from Dendronephthya gigantea, 1168 nucleotides. Its product is annotated as collagen alpha-1(XVII) chain-like. NCBI's taxonomy places the organism in Eukaryota, Metazoa, Cnidaria, Anthozoa, Malacalcyonacea, Nephtheidae. The coding region runs from base 148 to 1047 and encodes 299 amino acids. The transcript is spliced from 11 exons. The record is from RefSeq and is a predicted model, not a curated record.
GAAUGCGUUCACGCUGUCAUCGCCGGACACUGGGUCACCAGGGUCUUCUUGCACCUACAAUAUAUUUAACCUAAACGCCUCACUGUGUUCACCUUAACAAUUUCAGCCCAUCUCGACGAUACUGUUGUGUUCUAGACUGAGAUAAUUAUGAAUGAAAUUGUUUUCUUUCUUCUGUUAUUGUCGAUAACCAACGACAUUGCUGAGUCACGAAACAGUGUCAACACGACUGAUCAGAAAACGAUUUGUGCACAAAGAUCUGAUACACUUAAACUAUUGUAUGGACACGAUGGUGAACCUGGUGUGCCAGGAGCAAAGGGUGAGCAAGGCCCAAAAGGCUAUGCUGGAAUGGUAUUCUUUAAGGGUCCCCGCGGACCUCCUGGAGGAAGAGGUACACCGGGAUACAAUGGUAUGCAGGGAAUGAAAGGAGAUCCUGGUGAACCGGGAGUGCCAGGUGUUAACGGUAAGGACGGUUUGACUGGUGAAAAGGGUUCCAUUGGUUUCUCUGGUCCACUUGGACUUCAGGGGGACAGAGGAGCAAAGGGAGAUACAGGUCAAAAGGGUCAAAAAGGAAGUAAAGGAAAGGCCGGCGCUAAGAUGGAACAGGAAAUGGAGAUAUACACACUGAAUGGCUACUUCGUGUCUCAGAGUGGUUAUUACAACAAUCGCUAUCACGUUACAUCACGUGUUCUAACUGACGGAAGAUCAGACACCGGUGGUUGGGGCAGCGAGUCAGAAAAUGCUGGGAACUAUAUUCAAGCAACUUAUAUUCGCCCUGUUUACGUCACGUCAUUAACAGUAGCUGGAGGUUUCAUAUCAUCUUGGGGUCAUGAUGUGAAGCCAGAAUACGCGGACCUGGACUUGGAAUAUUCUUUCGAUGGCAAAAGUUGGUUAAAGGCACGAACUGUCCCUGCACCUGUGCAAAAUGCUGAGAUGAUCUUUUACGACUUGCCUCAGCCAGUCACUGCGAAGUAUUGGCGUCUCAGAUCAACUGAAAACAAAUGGGCCGGAACAACUGAAUUUUCUUUGAAACCUUUGAUUAGACAAUAAGUCUAAGUCGCCUUUAAGAAAUUAUAACACAAACAGCAAAUUUUUUUGUAAACUUUUCAAUUUAUUUUUCUUAAUUGUUUUUCUUGAUCCUUUCAAAUUACAUGCAAUUUUAUAUCUACUU